AUGCUUAAUGAUCAACAUCUCUGGUCAGUAGGCUUAUUCGCCUACGCCGGCCUUACUGAUCUCCUCGAUGGCUAUAUCGCUAGGCGGUGGAACAAAAGAACGGUUGUGGGCACCAUUAUCGAUCCCAUGGCGGAUAAGACCCUUAUGACUAUCCUAACUGUCUGCCUCGCCAUCAAGGGCGGCUUGCCAGUUUCCGCCAUUUACUACCGCUGGAUAUCCUUGCCAGAACCCAAGACGUUUUCUAGAUACUGGGACUUUUCCCUACCCUCGGCAGAGGUCAGGCCCACAACUAUCAGCAAGUAUAAUACGGCGCUUCAACUCCUCCUCGUCGGCCUCGCGACGGCCAACCCGGUUAUCCCGGCUGACAUAUCAUCGGUGCUUUCCGUUCUUCAUUACGUUGUUGCUACGACGACAAUAUGGAGCGGUGCGAGUUACAUAUAUACUAAAGAUGCCGUCAAACUCCUCCACCAAACCAGCAAAGAUGGAAAGAGCCAGUAA
Molecule: messenger RNA, 498 nt
Organism: Parascedosporium putredinis
Lineage: Eukaryota; Fungi; Ascomycota; Sordariomycetes; Microascales; Microascaceae
Source: the annotation of a GenBank genome assembly